Messenger RNA from Planococcus citri (citrus mealybug), 2968 nucleotides. Its product is annotated as piwi-like protein Siwi. The record is from RefSeq and is a predicted model, not a curated record. Gene Ontology annotation, cellular component: P granule. Lineage: Eukaryota; Metazoa; Arthropoda; Insecta; Hemiptera; Pseudococcidae. Gene Ontology annotation, biological process: regulatory ncRNA-mediated gene silencing. The coding region runs from base 219 to 2786 and encodes 855 amino acids. Gene Ontology annotation, molecular function: protein binding; piRNA binding; RNA endonuclease activity. The transcript is spliced from 16 exons.
UACGCUACGGUUUCGUGCAGAAUGCACGUUUUUUCUUCUACACUCGUCGCCGUUUGAAACGAAAUGAACCAAGUUCGUCGUAAUGUAUUUUUCGGUAAAAUUAUAUAGUGGCUGUGUGAAUUGUUCGCGCUCUGCAUGUCCGUUUUAUUAAUAAUAUUUUCCUUACUUUGUAUCGUUUUUCCGCCUUAAGCGGAUUUUAAAAUAAUUAUUUUACCAUCAUGGAUAGGGAUAGGGACGAUCCUGCACCUAAAAGACGACGUGUGGAUAGUGGCGAUGGCGAUUCGCGUUCCCGAGACCGAGAACGUGAACGGGAGCCUAGGGCUGGAUCUAGCCGUGAUGACCCAGACAGGGACCGAGAACGGGACAGAUCUCGAUCCGAUCGAUCGGAAAGGCCUGAAAGGCCCAGUGGUGGAUCCGGCGGCGGUCGUGGUGGCGGACGACGUCGACCACCUUUGGAAAAUCAACUCAAAACUCGACCAGCCAGCGUCGAAGUCAGCAAGAAAGGAAAGAGUGGAACUCCCAUCAAGUUAAAAUCGAAUCACUUUUCGCUGAGCGCGUUCCGGCAGUGGAUUCUAUUCAAACACCACGUCGAAUUCGAUCCAGUCGAAGAUCGUACCGGAGUGAAAAAAGGUUUACUGAAAAUUCAUCGAGAUAAAUUCGUCGGGUAUUUGUUCGAUGGAUCGACUCUAUACACGAUUAAUCCUGCCUGUUCCGAGGAUGAACCAAUGCACCUGCAAAGCGAGUCGGUCGCCGGCCAGGGUACUUUUAAUAUUACCAUAAAGUAUGUCGGUACGUGUGAACCGGGCGAUUUUCAAUAUCUGCAAGUCUUCAGUUUAAUCUUACGCGAAUGUCUGGCUUAUUUGAACCUCGUCCAGUUGAAGAGGAAUUAUUACGAUCCGCAAGCUCGAGUCGAAGUUCCGGAAUUUCGACUUCAGCUAUGGCCUGGCUACGUGACGGCGAUCGGGCGGUACGAAAGUGGUAUCUUACUACAAGCGGAAAUAUCAUACAAAGUUCUAAGACAAGACACUGCCUAUGAUUUAUUCUACGAAGCUAGUCGUGGUCGCGAUUUUCGAACCGCGUAUAGUGCUGCGAUUACUGGCCAGAUCGUAAUGACAAGCUAUAACAACAAGACGUACCGUGUAGAUGAAGUAAAUUACUCAGCUACGCCGAAGAGUACUUUCCCGGUGAAAAAUAAAGACGGGAGUACCACCGAUACUUCGUAUUUGGAUUAUUACGUCAAACGUUACGGAUGCCGUAUUCGAGAUCAUAAUCAACCUUUAUUGAUCACUCGAAGCAAUGCUCGAGCUCGAAGAAGCGGAGCUGCCGAACUUGUGUAUCUAAUACCCGAAUUAUGCAUUAUGACCGGACUAACGGACGAAAUGCGGAGCAAUUAUCAAUUGAUGAGAGCUCUUGCGCAACAUACGAGUGUAAACCCGGGCGAACGUAAGAACAGAUUGAUGGGUUUCAAUCGUCGACUAAACGAUAUUGGCGAAGUACGCGAACGACUUCAAAAUUGGGGUCUAACGCUAGCUCGAGACUUAGUCGACAUUCCGAGUCGAAUCUUGCCCACCGAAAAAAUCAUAGUCGCUGACCGUAACCAGUACGAAGUAGGACCCGAGGCUGACUGGACUCGAAAUUUACGUAACGCCAAAAUGAUUAAUACAGCCGAACUUCGAAACUGGGUAUUAAUAUACCCGAAUCGAUCAGAACGAGAAGCCAGGUCGUUGAGUGACAUGUUGACGAGAGUCGCCCAAGGAAUGAGAUGGAAUAUUCCUCAACCGAGCAGAUAUCCGUUACCAGACGAUAGAAAUGGAACGUAUACGUCGUACCUGGAUCGAGCGUUAAACGAACGCAAUCCGCAAUUAGUCGUGUGCGUUGUCCCGAACAAUAAGUCAGAUCGGUACAGUGCCAUAAAAAAGAAGUGUAUCAUCGAUAAACCGACUCCGUCGCAAAUCGUCGUAUUCAAGUCAAUUACAGCUCGUGGAGCUAUGUCAAUUUGUACGAAAAUCGCCAUCCAACUGAACGCCAAAAUCGGCGGAGCUCCUUGGAGCGUAUCGAUUCCAGUCAGCGAUUUGAUGGUUAUAGGAUUCGACGUCUGUCACGACCCCUCUAAUCGUAACAAGAGUUACGGAGGAAUGGUGGCGACGUUGGACAAUACCUAUUCCCAUUACUAUUCUUGUAUCACUCAUCACGCCGCCGGUGAUGAGUUAUCGGAUAAUUUUGGCUUUAACGUCUUAAAGGCUGUCGAUAAGUACGAACGACGUAAUGGUAAAAUUCCGAAGUUGAUCGUUAUAUUCAGAGAUGGUGUCGGUGAAGGUAACCUCAAAUACGUACGAGAGCACGAAGUGCAAAAUAUCCUGGAUAAUUUGAAAGCGGUUUAUGCCCGUCAGCGAGAACCAAAAGAUCAGAAACUAAGACUCGCCUUCGUCGUCGUUAGUAAGAAAUUAAAUACACGUUUGUUCGCUGGAGAAAGGAAUCCGGUUCCUGGAACGAUUGUCGAUGAUGUUAUUACCGAUCCGUUGAAAUACGAUUUUUAUUUGGUCUCUCAAACCGUUCGCCAAGGUACGGUUACACCAACUUACUACAACGUUUUGGAGGAUACGACCGGUCUUGCACCCGACCAUAUUCAGCGACUGGCGUAUAAGUUUACGCAUCUUUACUUUAACUGGAGUGGAACUGUUCGAGUGCCAGCGCCUUGUCAGUACGCGAAGAAGUUGGCCUUUUUGACAGCCAAUUCGGUCGGUGUAGCGCACACGAAUCUAGACCAAUUAUUAUACUUUUUAUAAUUUUUUUCUUGACCAUGGAAACUUUUUUUGAUAUUUUUUAAGUUUUUUCGUUUAUACCUAUUGAGUUUUGUUUUCGUUAUAUGUGUAUUACUUUCAAUUUUUGAUUACGAUUUGAUUUUUUUUCGUUAAUUUUUAAGAGUCGUUUUCCUUUUUUACCUAUAAUAAAGAAGAUUUUUUGACAA